Messenger RNA from Suillus discolor, 768 nucleotides. RefSeq lists its product as uncharacterized. The coding region runs from base 1 to 768 and encodes 255 amino acids. NCBI's taxonomy places the organism in Eukaryota, Fungi, Basidiomycota, Agaricomycetes, Boletales, Suillaceae. The record is from RefSeq and is a predicted model, not a curated record. The transcript has 2 exons.
AUGCGCUUACUAGUAUUUUUCUGCAUUUUCCUUUACCUCGUUGGAGUUAUCCAAGCUGCACCUACUACAAACACGACUACUAGCACUAGUAGCAACGUUCCCGAAGCCCCACCAUUCACAAAUAGAACCUUGUGGAACAUCGUCUCGAGCUGCGUCGUCACUCUAUUCGCAUGCAUUUAUAGUGCCAUUCACCCCAAUAUCCCGAGUCCUAAGGACAGCCCCGUUCUUAUUCUAUGGCGACGACUUGGUAUCAUAAUAAUGGCAUUAAUUGUUCCUGAACUGAUCGUUACGUGGGCUAUGCGCCAGUGGAUCAGUGCCCGUCAUGUUACCAAAGAGUUUAAGGAAUCAGGAUAUUUUGAUUAUACAUGGACUCAGACGCACAGCUUCUUUGUACUCAUGGGUGGUUUCAUGCUUUAUGUGGACAGGAAACCCUACCGUACACUACAGCCUAAGCACAUUCUCAAACUGAUACGCGAGGGGUGUAUCGACGUCCCUACCCUAACGGCAAGGCAAAUCCACGACAAGAGCAAAGGCAAUGCGAUAUCGAAAGGGUUGAUCAUCCUUCAAGUGGCCUGGUUUAUCAUGCAGCUCAUCACCCGCGUCAUCUAUCACCUCGAAAUUACCCAGCUCGAAGUGGGGACACUCGCUUUUGCGGUUCUCAAUUUCCUCACUUAUGCUGUGUGGUGGAACAAGCCUCUCGAUGUGCAAUGUCCACAUCCAGUGUACUGGAAGUCGACUGAGUCAAGCCCAGAGGAUCAUUACAUUUAG